AUGGUGAUGAAUCAACAUGCCUACAGAGAAAACCAUAGUACAGAGACAGCACUAAUUCAGUUAACAGACGACUGUCUAAGAAACAUGGAAAACGGACUGCUCACCGGUGUAGCAUUGUUAGACUUUAGUGCUGCUUUUGAUCUAGUUGAUCAUGAUUUACUAUUGUUGAAACUGAAAGACUAUAAUUUUUCUGAAGGGGCCAUCGACUGGAUUAAGUCAUAUCUCACAGGCAGAAUUUCGAUGGUUAACAUAAACGGUGAAUUUUCUAGUCCAACGAAAAUUGUCUGUGGAGUACCCCAAGGAAGUUGUCUUGGACCUAUGCUGUUUAGUCUAUUCAUCAACGAUUUACCAUCUGUACUGGAUACAGCUAGUAUUACCUUGUAUGCUGAUGACAGCACUCCAUACCAUGUGGCAGAAAAUGUCAAUUUAAUAUCAGAAAAUCUUCAUAAUGAUCUACUUAACGUCGAGGAAUGGAUCCGGAAAAAUCGUCUGGUGCUAAAUGUGGAGAAAACUAAAAGUAUCCUAAUUGGAGGUCGCCAAAGGAUUAAAGUAGCACAUCCACUGAACCUAAGUAUGAAGAACAAAAGCAUUACUCAGUAUUCAUGUGUCAAACUUCUGGGAGUGCAGAUGGAUGAGGCAUUAAGUUGGAAACCCCAUUGCGAUGGUCUUUUGAAGGAUUGUUCAAAAGCGCUCGGUCUGUUGUAUAGAUUUAGUAAAUACAUACCAAAAACUGCUUUAAGAUCUAUUGCGGAUGCACUUAUACUAUCGAAACUCAACUACUGCUGUACGGUUUGGGGUUCAGCUCUGAAUCGGAAUUCUUUAGACUUUCUCCAAAUACUUCAAAACAAAGUCGCUAGAUUGAUCGUAGGUUGUAAAAUUCAUGAAAAAUCCAGAAAAGAACUACACAACGAACUUAACUGGCUAACGGUCAGACAAAGAGUACACAUGAGAACAGCUAUGAUUAUACAUAGAACACUCUACUGGAAGGAACCAUUUACUAUAUUUAUGCAACUUCAUUCUCUCAUCAUUACCCAUGAACAUGAGACAAGAUUCGCAUCGAAGUGUAAAGGUGAUAAGUUACUACUUGCGAAACCUGUUUAUAAGAAGAAAACAUUCCUUGCUAGAGCGUUUACAACAAGAGGAAUAGAAAUUUGGAACAAUUUAAGUGCAGAGACAAAACACAUAGUAAUGAAAGGAGCUUUUAAAUCUGCUCUUCGUAAACA
This is a messenger RNA of Paramuricea clavata, 1223 nucleotides long. Lineage: Eukaryota; Metazoa; Cnidaria; Anthozoa; Malacalcyonacea; Plexauridae. The record is from the annotation of a GenBank genome assembly.